Magnolia sinica is the source of this 731-nucleotide messenger RNA. Its product is annotated as dirigent protein 22-like. The transcript has a single exon. NCBI's taxonomy places the organism in Eukaryota, Viridiplantae, Streptophyta, Magnoliopsida, Magnoliales, Magnoliaceae. The record is from RefSeq and is a predicted model, not a curated record. The coding region runs from base 36 to 632 and encodes 198 amino acids.
CUAAGAUAUCAAGUGGCUUUGUAUCACUGCUUCAAAUGGCUCAAACCACACCAAAGAUAUCAGUUUCGGUACUGAUUUUCUUGCUAAUAACCAUUCUGGGCAGCUUGAAAGCCAAAGGGAUGAGGAUGAAAGAGACUAACAUGGUGUUCUACAUGCAAGACUGGGAGACAGGCGAGAACGUGACUUCGGUCUCAGUUGCCGGACUUAAUGGCAUUGGUUCGAUUUCGACAAGGUUCGGGACCAUCAUGGUGUUUGACAAUGCAAUCACUGUAGAUGUCGAAAGGCACUCAAAGCCGAUAGGACGAGGGAGAGGGAUAUUUGCUGCAUCUGCGUUGGACGACUCUGCCUUACAUUUUAUGUACUCGAUAGUGUUCACUGAUGGAGAGUACAAAGGGAGUACCUUACAGAUACAUGGUUUGGAUAUCUACCUCACGGAGCAUAAGGAAUUUGUGGCGCGUAGAGAGUUGUCGGUGGUCUCUGGGACGGGCUUGUUCCGAUAUGCGAGGGGCUACGUCGUGUUCGAGAAUGCCUUCUUGGACCUUUCCAACCUCAGUUCCGUGCUCAAGCUGACUGUUACUGUUCACCACCAUCCUGAGUUCGUGACCCCGUUCGAUCUGUCCAAAAUCUACUAGUUUAAUGAGUUCAUAUGUUUCACGUGUUUGGUGCUUGCUAUCUCUACUUAAACCAUGUAUGGUGUUUUAAAAUCCUACAAUAAGUAUUAAAUAUUUCAG